Messenger RNA from Lolium perenne, 2250 nucleotides. RefSeq lists its product as uncharacterized. The record is from RefSeq and is a predicted model, not a curated record. Lineage: Eukaryota; Viridiplantae; Streptophyta; Magnoliopsida; Poales; Poaceae.
UUGUCCACAACUUCAUGCUAUCCAAUGUGUUCUUAGUUUUUCAAUGUUCGUUUUCUGCAGCCAGUAAUCCAGCCAUUCUCUUAUCUCACAUUUUGAGCUCAGAAGUUAGCGUUAAUUGUCACCAGAAAAUGUCUCAAAGCAUUAAAGACAUGUGAUCUCUUGUGCAACAGUAGAUGUCGUUGACAGCCAAAAAUGUAUCAUAAUCCACAGUCAGUACGAAUUCUUGCAUUCGUAAUUCCCUUUAUCUUUCUUCAGGUCAUUCAUUUCAGCUGUUCGGCUAAAUGAUCGACGAUUCUGAAGAGAAUAAAAUGCAGGCCAGGAGAUUAUCAUCCUAGUGGUCAAACAGAUGAAUUAAGACUAUUCUGAGGCAAACACUAAGCUAUAAAUAGGAAUGGAUCCUUUCACCAAGAUGGCAGAGAAUGAGACUUCUCAGUUACAGAGAGCAAUAUUCGCCCAGUAUAUUAUGAUGAAGAAGUUAUUCAUGGAGCUAGAAGAGGAAAGGGAAGCUUCAGCAAGUGCUGCAGGUGCAGCCUUGUCAAUGAUUAGAAAACUUCAGAAAGAAAAGGAGUCGGAGAGGAUGGAAGCAUGGCAGUACAGAAGAAUAGCCGAAGAAAGGAUGAAUCAUAAUGACAAAGCUCUGGAGAUUGUGAAGGAAGUCAUGCAGCAGAAGGAACUGGAGAUCUAUUAUCUCAGGAACCAACUUCAGGUGUAUAAACAAAGGUUACUGGGUGUUGGUAUUGAUGAUUGCGAUAUUGCAGACGAGACUAUAGCAAAAAAUAUACCUUUCUUUGAAAGCAGCGACGUAGAGAAUCUUUGUCAUACCAUCAAAAGGAAUUUCUCUCUGCCAAUUUUGCAGUUGGAUAAACGUCUUACUGAAAUGGAUAUCAACAAAAACGAUGGAUCACUUCGAUCAGCCAGGAGCAGGUUAGGUGUUUACAUCCAGAAUUUUAGUGAAAAUGAACCGGACCAAGUUUCCAGCGAUGGCAACAACCUGAAAGGUGUAGAGCCCAAAGAAAGCUCGUCAACAGAUAUGAACAGUACCGAGAAGCAUGCGAAAGAACCAAAAAUUCUAAGCAACAGUAUUUUGGAACACUCUUAUCCAUCAGAACAGGCUUCACGUUAUUCCCCGUUCUUAAUGGUGAGUCAUCAGACUGAUAUACGCACUCCAAGAGCAGCACAUGUUGGAAAAGAUGCGGAAGACACGCUACAUCCUGAUCCGCUCGGGCCUUCGUGUCCCAAUAACGAAAUGGAAAAAACUGUAGCCCAUCAUACAGGUGAUAUGGGCACACUCAAAGAUCCAGAACUAAGCAAGGGGCCAGCAGAAUCCACAUGUACGAAAGAUGGCAUCAACACAGAGGAAUCUGUAAUUUCUCCAAUGGUUGUUCAAAAAGAUAAAGGGCCCCAUGCUCUUUCCAAGCUUUCAGCAACACGAAAAGUUGGCUCCAUGAAUAACGUCGACAGACAUGUCCGUGUAAGCACGGGGAGUUCUACACCACGAGCUGGAAUUGAGAGAACCAGAUCAAGGCUGAAGCGUGUUCAGAGUGAAAAGAGGAUUGAGCUAAAUGAACCUAAGAAAAGCAAGGAACAAAUCAUAAUGCUGAAGGAGGUUUAUGAGCAGCUCAAUAUGAUAGAAGCACACAUGAGACCUUCCGGUUCACAGGAGACCCCUAAAAAUGACCAGUCGUUGGAUUCUGUCAUGGAGGCGGCUCUGUCCUUCUCCAUAUAGUCCAUCUCGGCUUUAGCCAUGUGAAGCAAACUGUGAGGCCGCCAUCUCCAGUAAUUCAAGUUCUGCUGUAGCCUGAAGGUAUAAGCUUAUAAAGGUAAUUGGGCCUGCUUGCCUGUCAAGCCGAUCAGGGAACAAAGACAGUUUUUUGGUUCUUAGGUAUCCCAUCUCCUCCACCACAUCAAAUCAGAGAUGCAGCAAGUCGUAAUAUGAACAAGUUCAGCUCAAACUCGAUUUGUAUCAUUUGUAUGUAAUGCUAUUCAAAGAAAUGUGGGCAUGGAGUUCUGCUGACCCAAUGCUCACCCCGGACAUCUGGUGUAAUGUUUUGGACAUCUUAGCUUUUUUAGGAUUGUUGGAUUAAAUCAGGACGCGACCUAAGCAACAAGCGGCUUCUAGUCAUGCGCUGCCUGGCGGAAGAGAAUUAUGUAGAAGUUGUAACUUAUGAAAACCCAGCAUUGAUGCCUGUAAAAAUCCUGAGAAAUUCGUGUUUUGAAGAAACCAAAAUGGCCAAGGUGCACGUGAUAGCA